AUGAUGGCGCUGACACGAUUGUUCCUCGUAGCUACUCUACCUUCGCUGGCUCUUGCAGUCUCCCCAUCCCUCUACGAUACUUACGACUUCAACCCGCUCGAGCACCUUGCCGGCAUCGCUCCGUAUUUUGAACCCAAUGAUCCUCCUCGGAGUCCUAGUCCUCCAGAUGGCUGCACCGUUACCAAAGCUGCAUAUCUCGUGCGGCAUGCUGCAAUCAAUGCGAAUGAUUUCGAUCUUGAAUCCUAUAUCUCGCCGUUUUUAUCUAAGCUGAAGAACCAUACCAACGUCCACUGGGGUGAUCUGCCUUCUCUGGCUUUCCUUUCGACAUGGAUACCCCCGUCCUUUGCUGAAGAGGAACACCUUACAAGAGUUGGGAAAUUGGAAGCCUCACAACUUGGAGUGGAAGUAUCCUUUCGCUACCCGAAUUUCAAAGCACCUCGAAAUGUCUGGUCGUCCACAGCCGAGCGCACUGUGGUCUCGGCGGAAUCCUUCAUACGUGGCUAUGAGGCCUCCGACAACAGCAUCAAGCUAGUGCAAAUCUACGAAAGUGAAGAAGGCGGAGCCAAUACUCUGACACCUUACGAUAGCUGUCCGGUCUAUUCUUCGUCAGCCGGCAGCAAACAGUCUCAGCAGUACCUGUCCAGAUGGUCAAAGCCGUACUUGACUCGAUUGAACCAUGUCUUCUCGAGCUUCAAUUUCACUGCCAAUGACCUGGUUGGCAUGAUGGAGCUUUGCGGCUACGAAACCGUCAUUCGAGGGUCAUCUCCUUUUUGUUCGCUGGAUCUGUUUCCCCCCGACGCCUGGCUCAGCUUCGAGUACUCUCAGGACAUUCAGUACUUUUACAAUACUGGCUAUGGACAGCCAGUCAGUGGGUACAUUGGCUUUCCAUGGGUGAACGCCACAAUGUCCCUUCUCGGUUCAGAUGGUGGUCCCAAUCCCCAAGAUAUCUAUGUCAGCUUCACUCACCGAGAGCUCCCGCCCACGGUCCUCGUCGCGAUGGGCCUUUUCAACAAUACCGAGUUCGUUGGAGGUCAUCCGAAUAACAGCAUGCCCCUUGACCGCAUCAAUUACAGUCGGGCGUGGGUGUCGUCUUACAUCUUGCCUUUCCUCACCAACAUCGCCAUCGAGCGGAUGAACUGUUCGGCUAGGUCGGGCACUUAUGGAGAUGCCGGCAGCUCACCGUAUUAUCGAGUAUUGGUGAAUGACUCCCCACAAACAUUGCCCGGCUGCUAUGACGGGCCCAACGAGAGCUGCAGCUCAGAAGGUCUGUCCAGUUGGCUGGCUGAUCGUGCUGCCAUGUUCGGAGGCUACUCAACAGCGUGCAAAACCAGUUCAGAAUACAAGAACUCCACGGAUUUUGUGAGCUUCUACCAGAAUGGCGGAGACGGCAGCUUUGUUGGGUGA
Exophiala xenobiotica is the source of this 1404-nucleotide messenger RNA. RefSeq lists its product as uncharacterized. The coding region runs from base 1 to 1404 and encodes 467 amino acids. Gene Ontology annotation, molecular function: acid phosphatase activity. Gene Ontology annotation, cellular component: fungal-type cell wall. NCBI's taxonomy places the organism in Eukaryota, Fungi, Ascomycota, Eurotiomycetes, Chaetothyriales, Herpotrichiellaceae. The transcript has 2 exons. The record is from RefSeq and is a predicted model, not a curated record.